AUUUCGUCACUUCCUUUUUACGUCCACAUGUGAUCGGGAGAACAUCAGACAGAAUGGCUCAUUACAAUUUUAAGAAAAUAACUGUUGUUCCUCCUGCAAAGGAUUUUGUGGACAUCGUCUUGUCGAAGACGCAGAGGAAAACUCCAACUGUCGUGCAUAAACAUUACAAAAUCAGCAGAAUUCGGACGUUUUAUAUGCGGAAAGUGAAGUAUACACAGCAAAAUUUUCAUGACAAGCUGACUCAAAUCAUAACAGAUUUUCCCAAACUUGAAGAUGUCCAUCCCUUUUAUGCGGAUUUAAUGAACGUACUGUAUGACAAAGAUCAUUACAAGCUUGCUUUGGGUCAGAUCAACACAGCCAGGCAUUUGAUUGACAAUGUUUCGAAAGAUUACUGCCGCCUACUCAAAUAUGGAGACUCGCUCUACAGGUGUAAACAACUUAAGAAAGCUGCCAUGGGAAGAAUGUGUACCAUUAUGAAACGUCAAAAGCAAAGUUUGGAGUAUCUGGAACAGGUGCGUCAACAUCUUUCCCGUCUGCCUUCAAUUGAUCCGAACACUCGUACCUUGUUGGUGUGUGGUUUCCCAAAUGUUGGGAAGUCCAGUUUCAUCAACAAGAUCACUCGAGCUGAUGUUGAAGUUCAGCCUUAUGCCUUUACUACCAAAUCAUUAUAUGUGGGUCAUACUGACUACAAGUAUCUCCGGUGGCAAGUGCUUGAUACACCAGGAAUUCUAGAUCAUUCUUUGGAAGAGAGAAAUACCAUUGAAAUGCAGGCUAUUACUGCACUGGCUCAUUUGCGAGCAGCUGUUUUGUAUGUCAUGGAUCUUUCUGAACAGUGUGGAUAUUCAAUUGAACAACAAAUUGAACUAUUUAAUAACAUAAAGCCUCUCUUUGUGAAUAAACCGCUGAUCAUUUGUACCAACAAGAUUGAUGUAGUCCGCAUAGAUGAUCUUCCAAAAGAAAAGGCAGAACUAAUGAAAGAAUUUGAAGAAAAUGAUAUACCAGUUCUACCCAUGAGCACAUUGACAGAGGAAGGAGUUAUGGAUGUCAAAAUACAAGCAUGUGAAAAAUUACUUCAAUACAGAAUUGACAGUAAAAUUAAGGGGAAAAAAGUCAAUGAUGUUAUGAAUCGACUGCAUGUUGCAAUGCCAGCUAAGCGUGACAACAAAGAAAGACCCCCCUGCAUCCCUGAAGCUAUAUUACAUAUGAAGAAAACCAUGGACACUGAUGUGAAACCCAAGCGUAAGCUUGAAAGAGACAUUGAAUUGGAAGAGGGAGAUGAUUAUGUUGUUGAUUUGAGAAAACACUGGGACCUCUCAAAUGAAGAGGAGAAAUAUGAUGUUAUCCCAGAGAUCUGGCAGGGACACAAUGUCGCAGACUUCAUCGAUCCCGACAUCAUGAAGAAAUUGGAUGAGUUAGAAAAGGAAGAAGAAAUGAGAGAACAAGCUGGUUACUAUGACAAUGAGAGUGAAGAAGAGGAUGAAGAGAUGAAAAACAUAAGGAAGACAGCCAGAAAAAUCAGAGAGAAAAGGAAAAUAAUUAUGCUGGAGUCCAGAGAAAAGAGAAGGAUAGAAAAACCUAGACUACCUAGAAUGAAAAUGAGUACAGAGAAAAUGAGUAAAGAGCUAGGGGACCUCGGAAUUGAAAUGGAUUCAGAGGAAGAUACUCACCUAAACCAAAUGCGAUCAAGAAGCAAGAGCAGGAAGGCUCUGAAACGAAAGAGGGAAGAAUCAAUGGAUGUAGACAAACCAAGGUCCAGGAGUCGAUCCAUGAGUAAAGCACCACGUGAUCAGUCAGGAGUUAGAGAUGCAAAGAUGGCCAAGAAGGUGAAAACUAUUGGCAGGAAAGCUCAAGUUCCUCGAAACCGUGAGGCCAAGAAAGGAGAGGGAGACCGUGUCAUAUUGAACAUGAAACCUAAACAUCUGUUUGCAGGAAAACGCAAGGGUGGAAAAACCGACAGGCGAUAAAUUAAUUUGAUUGAUAAACUGAAGUUCAGCAUUGUUCUUGAAUUCUUAACAUCAAGUUCUAGCAUUAUUGUGAAAUUAUUUACAGUAAUAUUAAAUUGUUAUGAGCCAUU
Messenger RNA from Saccostrea echinata, 2074 nucleotides. Its product is annotated as GTP-binding protein 4-like. Gene Ontology annotation, molecular function: RNA binding; GTPase activity; GTP binding. The coding region runs from base 54 to 1964 and encodes 636 amino acids. Lineage: Eukaryota; Metazoa; Mollusca; Bivalvia; Ostreida; Ostreidae. Gene Ontology annotation, biological process: ribosomal large subunit biogenesis. The record is from RefSeq and is a predicted model, not a curated record. Gene Ontology annotation, cellular component: nucleolus. The transcript has a single exon.